AUGCUGACGCUGUUCCGAGGAGAGUGCCUGCGCGGUGGUGCUGCCGUGUCGCGCUCCGUGCGUGUGCUCGCACCAUUCGGGCAGCGCCGCCUUCUGUCCACACCUUCUUCAGAUCCCGCAGUCUCCGUCGCCGCCGCAGCCACGGGAGAGACCGUCGAGCUCGAUUUCGAGGCAUGUGUGCCGACGGAGGACCAGGUUGCAAAGCGUCGCACUGCGGUGCCUGUCAGCUCCCUGGUCGUUUGCCAUGGCCUGUUUGGGUCUAAGCAGAAUUGGCGUUCCUUGGGUCGAGCCAUGUCCACGCGCUUCGGUGUUCCUGUCUAUGCGCUCGACCUGCGCAAUCACGGCACGUCACCACACAUCGACGGUCUCGCAUACGCCGACAUGGCGCAGGACGUGAUCGCGUUCAUGUCCGCACGCAACCUGAGCAACGUCGGGCUCAUCGGCCACUCGAUGGGCGGCAAGGUGUCCAUGAGCGUCGCCCUUCACCCUGAUCUCCCUCAAGGAAUGCUGCGCAACUUGGUCAGCGUGGACAUGUCCGCCAAACGCGGUCCGCUGUCGCCCGAGUUCGAGCGGUACAUCGACGCCAUGGUGCAAAUCCGCGACAAGCCCUGCCGUAGCCGCAGCGAAGCCGACGAGAUCCUUCAGCAAACCGAACCCGACCUCGGCGUGCGCCAGUUCCUUCUCACGAACCUUACACGGAACCCUCCCGGCGCAGAGACAUGGAGUUGGAGGAUUCCGGUAGAUCUGAUCCGCAACAACAUCGCACAGAUCGGCGACUUUCCCUACAACCCAUCCGGCGCGUCGGCCGACAGUAUCAAGGGCAGCGAGAAUGCGCCACAACGCAGCUGGGACGGCGAGACGCUGUUCAUCAAGGGAAACAAGAGCAAGUACGUCAACAGACACAACAUCCCCACGAACCUGGCAUAUUUCCCCAACGCCAAGCUUGUGCACAUGGAGACAGGUCACUGGUGCCAGGCCGAGAAGCCCAACGAGUUCGUCCAGGUCGUAGAGGACUUCCUCACGGGCAAGACGGAUGAUGAGACGCAGCAGGCGCUCAAGCCCCGCUCCAAGGCUUGA
This is a messenger RNA of Moesziomyces aphidis, 1077 nucleotides long. The record is from the annotation of a GenBank genome assembly. Lineage: Eukaryota; Fungi; Basidiomycota; Ustilaginomycetes; Ustilaginales; Ustilaginaceae.